Apiotrichum porosum is the source of this 255-nucleotide messenger RNA. RefSeq lists its product as uncharacterized. NCBI's taxonomy places the organism in Eukaryota, Fungi, Basidiomycota, Tremellomycetes, Trichosporonales, Trichosporonaceae. The coding region runs from base 1 to 255 and encodes 84 amino acids. The transcript is spliced from 2 exons. The record is from RefSeq and is a predicted model, not a curated record.
AUGCCCACCGGUCGGUGGCUCCUCGAACGUGAAAGCCAGGGAACGACGCCUCCGCCAACAGGCUUCGUCCACCUCCUGACCCUCUUCUGCUGUAACGGGUGGCGUCGGAUGUCCAAGGCCAAGCGUGCACAACAGGCCGAAGACUUUGGUGUAGUUGGCACAUCUAGUCGACGCACCAGCGAACGACGAAGCAUGGACGUGGGACAAGGUCGUCCUCCUGCUCCUCCCUCCUCUCCUGCCCCGCGUGUCCAUUGA